AUGCCAACCGGAGGUGCCGGUUAUGAAAAUGGAACUCUGAUCAAAGACGAAACCACUCAUGAAAUAAGUGUUAAGUGGUCAAUGUCCAGAAACGUGGUGGAGAAGGUCCAUCUUGGUGAAUAUCGUCCCAUGAAUCCAUGCCCAGUCUAUGAAAGAACAACCAAAACACUCUUUCUGUUUUUCAUCUGUGUUGAAGGCAAUGUUUCAGAACAAUGGCAAAGGUUCUGGGGCAUCAACAAGGCCCGUCUCUGCUACAUCACAACCAGGGAUGCUGGUGCGACCUGGAGCUCAGUCAACGAUUUGACAAUAAAUUUUCCUCAAAUGAAAAAGUGGGCAACGUUCGCAGUCGGACCGGGCCACGGCAUCCAAACAGAGAGCGGCAGAUUGAUCGUUCCAGCCUAUGCUUAUGGGUCUUGCCUCUCCUCAUGCUGCUGCAUAUCGUGUUGUUGUGCGGUUUCACGUGCAUUCUGCUUUUACAGCGACGAUAACGGUUUCGCGUGGCAGUCCGGCAACAUGCUGCACAACAAAUCGGUUGAAUGUGAAAUGGCUGAGGUUUUGGAUGGCAAAGGCUGGUACAUUUAUUGCAACGCCCGCAGUAAGAGAGGUUAUAGAGUGGAGGCCGUCAGUGACAACAGAGGAGAAGAUUUCCUCACCCUUCCAUCCGCUGGGAAGCUUGUGGAAACAGGUGGAGGCUGUCAAGGGAGUGUGGUUUCCUUUCCAGCUCAACCUAGCAUGGCAGGUUCAAACCAGUCGCCUCAGUGGCUCCUGUACUCCCAUCCCACCGAUCAGUCCAUAAGGAUGGAUUUAGGGGUGUAUCUGAACAAAUCCCCACUGGAUCCAAAUGCUUGGAGCCAGCCUUGGAUCAUUAAUAAGGGUCCCAGUGGUUACUCUGACCUGGCAUACCUUGAUGAUGGUUGGUUUGCAUGCCUGAUGGAGCGUGGUGAAGCGUCUGAAAUUGAACAAAUUGCAUGCAAAGUCUUUAGCUACGAGCAAAUUCAUUAGAAACUGACACUCAGUGAUUUUUAAUUUUGUGGUGACAGCAUUUUAAUGAGCUCCUAGAGCUGCUUCGUAUUAAAAAUUAAGAAACAAAACAACAUGUUUUGGUCAAUUAAAGGAAUAUUGCUGAACUGCGUAGGGGAGGUUCUGUUGAAGGACUACCCUCCCAAUCCUAUGUCCCAAUAUGCUUUGUGUGAAUUGUGACCAAACUUCUAGAUCAGCAUUCUUACGUGCAAACAGAGCAAAUGUGCAUAGGAACAUUUCCAAUUAUCAACUUUUACAUCUGAAAGGAAACAAUAUAAUCAUAGCUAUACCUGCAUCUUUAAAAAAUUGGAUGAUGACCUGAAGAAAUGGCCUCUGAUUAUGUAUAUUUGCAUGUUUAAAUGCUCCAACAAUUGCUUUGCUUCAGAAAAAGAAUGAAGGUAAAAAUAUUAUUUCAUUUAAUAUUAAUACAAUAAUUUCUAUGCUUUCAGACUGUUUAAAGCUCAUUAAUUAUAGGUUAACCAUGAGGAUAUACCGGGGCGUCUUUGACUAAUGGAGACAUAUUAAUCAUAAAAAGACAGAACUAUGUUACUAGUUAUGUUUUUAACCUACUUAACUUACCUGAUCUGUUCUCGUCACUGCUGAUACACCUUUUCAGCAGUCG
Molecule: messenger RNA, 1642 nt
Organism: Fundulus heteroclitus (mummichog)
Lineage: Eukaryota; Metazoa; Chordata; Actinopteri; Cyprinodontiformes; Fundulidae
Product: sialidase-4
Exons: 2
Coding region: 1-1002 (333 amino acids)
Biological process (GO): oligosaccharide catabolic process; ganglioside catabolic process
Cellular component (GO): membrane; lysosome; cytoplasm
Molecular function (GO): exo-alpha-sialidase activity
Source: RefSeq, a predicted model, not a curated record